CAGACAAACUAACACACCCACAAUCCAAAUCAAAGCAAAAAAAAAACUUAGAGAGUUUCUCAUGGCUUCAGAGACAAUCCAACAAUUUAAUCCUCCUCUUCACUUUGUUCUCUUCCCUUUCAUGGCUCAGGGCCACAUGAUUCCCAUGGUUGAUAUUGCAAGGCUCUUAGCUCAGCGCGGUGUGACCAUAACAAUUGUCACGACGCCUCACAACGCAGACCGGUUCAAGAACGUUCUUAACCGGGCCAUACAGUCUGGUUUGCCCAUCAAUCUGUUGCAGGUGAAGUUUCCAUCGCAAGAAUCGGCUUCAUCAGAAGGACAUGAGAAUCUGGACUUGCUCGACUCAUUGGCGUCCUCAAUGUCUUUCUUCAAAGCGCUUAGCAUGUUCGAGGAACCGGUCGAGAAGCUCUUAAAAGAGAUUGAACCUAGGCCAAGCUGCAUAAUCGCCGACAUGUGUUUGCCUUACACAAACAGAAUCGCCAACAAAUUUGGUAUACCAAAGAUCAUCUUUCAUGGCAUGUGUUGCUUCAAUCUUCUUUGUAUGCACAUUAUGCGCCAAAACUUGGAGUUAUGGGAAAGUAUAGAGUCUGAUAAGGAGUACUUUCCUAUUCCAAAUUUUCCUGACAGAGCUGAGUUCACAAAAGCUCAGCUUCCAAUGAUCGUUUGUGGUGGUGGAGAUUGGAAAGAGUUUCUUGAUGAAACGACAGAAGGGGAUAACACUUCUUAUGGUGUGAUUGUCAACACAUUUGAAGAGCUCGAGCCAGCUUAUGUUAGAGACUACAAAAAGGCUAGGGCAGGUAAGGUAUGGAGCAUCGGGCCAGUUUCCUUGUGCAACAAGGUAGGAGUAGACAAAGCUGAGAGGGGAAGCAAGGCCGCUAUUGAUCAAGAUGAGUGUAUUAAAUGGCUUGAUUCUAAGAAGGAAGGCUCGGUCCUCUAUGUUUGCCUUGGAAGUAUAUGCAAUCUUCCUCUGUCUCAGCUCAAAGAGCUUGGGCUAGGCCUUGAGGAAUCUCAAAGACCUUUCAUUUGGGUCAUAAGAGGUUGGGAUAAGUAUAACGAGUUAGUUGAAUGGAUCUCAGAGAGUGGCUUUAAAGAAAGAACCAAAGAAAGAGGCCUUCUCAUAAGAGGAUGGUCGCCUCAAAUGCUUAUCCUUUCACACCAUGCCGUUGGAGGAUUCUUGACACAUUGUGGAUGGAACUCUACUCUUGAAGGAAUCACAUCAGGCGUUCCAUUGCUCACAUGGCCGCUUUUUGGAGAUCAGUUCUGCAACGCGAAAUUAGCGGUGCAGGUACUUAAAGUUGGUGUGAGCGCCGGUGUUGAAGAGCCUAUGAGAUGGGGAGAAGAGGAGAAAAUAGGAGUUUUGGUGGAUAAAGAAGGAGUGAAGAAGGCUGUGGAAGAAUUGAUGGGUGAUAGUAAUGAUGCUAAGGAGAGAAGAGAAAGAGUCAAAGAGCUUGGAGAAUUAGCUCACAAGGCUGUGGAGGAGGGAGGCUCUUCUCAUUCUAAUAUCACAGUCCUCUUAGAAGACAUAAUGCAACAAGUACAAACCAAGAAUUGAUUAUAUAUCGGGUGCUCUUAGAUCAUUCUUCAUGUUUUUUUUGUGUAACGUUUCAAAAUUCCAAUAUUACCUUUUAUUUAAGCUAA
Molecule: messenger RNA, 1638 nt
Organism: Eutrema salsugineum
Lineage: Eukaryota; Viridiplantae; Streptophyta; Magnoliopsida; Brassicales; Brassicaceae
Product: UDP-glycosyltransferase 73C1
Exons: 1
Coding region: 62-1552 (496 amino acids)
Molecular function (GO): UDP-glycosyltransferase activity
Source: RefSeq, a predicted model, not a curated record